AGCAGAGAUCGCGUCGUUACGUCCUCGCCAUUUUCUUUCACCGGGAGUAAAGAACCUGAAAAAGCUCCGGGGAUUUUAUUUACCUUUUAUUACCUGGAGCUCCUUCAUCACGGCGGAUCCGCAUCGUGCAGGCUAGAUCAGCGUGAUGUCUGGAGACAUGGCCACAGAUCAGGUGAACGGGAACGGAAGCGUUUCUGAGGAGCCGAUGGACACCACCGAGGUGACCCGCUCCGAACACUUCCCAGCUCUUCUGGAGGCUGGUUUACCUCAAAAUGUUGCUGAGAAGCUGGAUGAACUUUAUGUAGCAGGCCUGGUAGCCCACAGUGAUCUGGACGAGCGGGCGAUCGAAGCUUUGAAAGAGUUCAACGAGGACGGAGCCCUGCAGGUGCUCGCGCAGUUCAAAGAGAGCGACCUGUCACACGUGCAAAACAAAAGUGCCUUCCUGUGCGGCGUGAUGAAGACGUACCGGCAGCGGGAGAAACAAGGCACUAAAGUUACAGAUUCCACUAAAGGACCCGACGAGGCCAAAAUCAAGGAGCUGCUGGACCGUACCAACUACACACUGGACGUCACAACGGGGCAGCGCAAGUACGGAGGACCCCCGCCGGAGUCCGUGUAUUCAGGAGCCCAACCCAACGCGGGAACAGAGGUACGAUUUCAGAGGAAGUCCCACUGUCAGGCGGAGGUUUAAACUGAGCGAGUGGUCACUUUA
Notothenia coriiceps (black rockcod) is the source of this 712-nucleotide messenger RNA. RefSeq names its product heterogeneous nuclear ribonucleoprotein R (gene hnrnpr). The coding region runs from base 146 to 691 and encodes 181 amino acids. The record is from RefSeq and is a predicted model, not a curated record. The transcript has 4 exons. Lineage: Eukaryota; Metazoa; Chordata; Actinopteri; Perciformes; Nototheniidae.